This is a messenger RNA of Hevea brasiliensis (rubber tree), 793 nucleotides long. Its product is annotated as actin-depolymerizing factor-like. Gene Ontology annotation, biological process: actin filament depolymerization. The record is from RefSeq and is a predicted model, not a curated record. Gene Ontology annotation, cellular component: cytoplasm; actin cytoskeleton. Gene Ontology annotation, molecular function: actin filament binding. The transcript has 3 exons. Lineage: Eukaryota; Viridiplantae; Streptophyta; Magnoliopsida; Malpighiales; Euphorbiaceae. The coding region runs from base 56 to 475 and encodes 139 amino acids.
CCCCUCUCUCCCUUCCUUCACAUUUCACAGAGGCCCCUCCUUCGUUGCUGGCAAAAUGGCAAACUCCGCAUCUGGAAUGGCUAUUCAUGAUGAGUGUAAGCUGAAGUUCAUGGAACUAAAAGCGAAAAGAAGCUACAGAUUUAUUGUGUUCAAGAUUGAGGAAAGUAUUCAGAAAGUGACAAUAGAGAAGCUGGGGCAACCUCAGCAAAAUUAUGACGAUUUCAUUGCCAGUUUGCCGGCCAACGAGUGUCGAUAUGCUGUCUAUGAUUUUGAUUUCACAACUAAUGAGAAUGUCCAAAAGAGCAAAAUUUUCUUUAUUGCAUGGUCUCCUGAUGUAUCAAAGGUGAGAAGUAAAAUGAUGUAUGCUAGCUCAAAAGACAGAUUCAGGAGAGAGCUUGAUGGGGUUCAAGUGGAGUUGCAAGCUACAGACCCAAGUGAGAUGAGCUUUGACAUUGUUAAAGCUCGCGCCCAUUAAACAGCAAUCUUUGAUUAAUUAUAAUCUUCAUGCUUUUAGGGGGCCUCUUUUUUGUUGCCUAGUGAGAUGACCUUGAAGGGUUCACUUCUAAAUUAGUUGUUCCUUGUUAGUAGAAUUGGUCGGGUUAGAGGCUGCUUCUAUUCCCAAGUGAACUUAAUUAAUUUCCUGGAAUAUGAUGAUGAUGUGUGGGGAUAUAUCCCUACCCUUUUGUAUAGGGAUUUUUCUGUUUGUAUUUGAUUUAUUGUAUAUUCGAGAUAUAAAAUAUACGACGAAACUCACAUAUUAAACAUAUAUUCUAAUAUAUGUAUUGAAUUUAUA